Messenger RNA from Strongylus vulgaris, 264 nucleotides. The record is from the annotation of a GenBank genome assembly. NCBI's taxonomy places the organism in Eukaryota, Metazoa, Nematoda, Chromadorea, Rhabditida, Strongylidae.
AUGCUACGUCGGAAGUAUGGAGAUGAAUCGCGUCUCAUUGCCAAGUUCCAACAACGUCUGGAAGAAACAAAUGCAGUUAACACAGGUACGGCAGCUCAGCGACGCUUGUUAGAAGCACUGAUCUCCCUACCAGAAGCACAUGAAGUCUAUCUAGAUGGAUCUUCGCCGCACAAAAGCUUCUACCAAAAUUCAAUGCCUCAGUUCAGCGCAAGGUCUUACAGCACCACAUCACUCCAGGAAUGCAAGAAGAAAGCUAGCACAUGA